Molecule: messenger RNA, 502 nt
Organism: Trachymyrmex septentrionalis
Lineage: Eukaryota; Metazoa; Arthropoda; Insecta; Hymenoptera; Formicidae
Gene: Sf3b6
Product: splicing factor 3B subunit 6-like protein
Exons: 3
Coding region: 125-502 (125 amino acids)
Cellular component (GO): nucleus; ribonucleoprotein complex; cytoplasm
Molecular function (GO): mRNA binding
Source: RefSeq, a predicted model, not a curated record
CUUUAAACUUGGUACUCCUUGCUACUGCUUGAUACUCUUGUUGACUGUCGAUUAGUGGACGUUUGAUUAUCAAAAAUAUUUUGUUACUCUACGAAAGCUUCAGUAGACAAAUUAAUUCGCCAAAAUGACUAUGGCAAUGUUGCAACGUCGCGCCAAUGUAAGGCUGCCACCCGAAGUAAAUAGAGUAUUAUACAUUAGGAAUUUACCAUACAAAAUCACAGCUGAAGAAAUGUACGAUAUAUUUGGCAAAUAUGGAGCUAUCAGACAAAUUAGAGUAGGUAACACAGCAGAGACCAGAGGCACAGCCUUUGUUGUGUAUGAAGAUAUAUUUGAUGCGAAGAAUGCAUGUGACCACUUGAGUGGUUUCAAUGUAUGCAAUCGUUAUUUGGUGGUUCUAUAUUAUCAGAGCAAUAAAGCAUUUAAGCGAAUUGACGUUGAUAAAAAAAUGGAGGAUCUAGAUAAAUUGAAGACAAAAUAUAAUUUAAAUGAUGAAAAAAAGUAG